Maylandia zebra (zebra mbuna) is the source of this 4038-nucleotide messenger RNA. NCBI's taxonomy places the organism in Eukaryota, Metazoa, Chordata, Actinopteri, Cichliformes, Cichlidae. The record is from RefSeq and is a predicted model, not a curated record.
CACAGAGCAGCAGGGCUGAGCAGCCUCUGGAUCUGGAUGCGGGCAUCCUUGGAUUUCGCUCUCAGCACGGGCCCACAGCACGGAAAACUUAACGGGACAACAAUGGUGCUUGCCUCGGCGGCUGAAUCCGUGGCUGCUGGUCGUUCAGGGGACCGGGAAAUGCGGUCAAUGUGACAUUCACUUGCAUGCUGGUGUUCGAGUUUAUUGUUCUGGUCCUGUAGACGCAGAGCGGCGAAACCUGGGAGAGAAAGAUGUUGAGCCGAUUUAUGAGUGGCAGCGUCAGGAAUCUUGAGCGGGAAUACAACUGCACGGUCAGGCUGCUGGACGACACGGAAUAUACGUGCACCAUUCAGCGGGAUGCAAAGGGACAAUAUCUGUUUGACCUCAUCUGCCAUAACCUCAACUUACUGGAAAAAGACUAUUUUGGCAUCAGAUAUGUGGAUCCAGACAAGCAGCGGCAUUGGUUGGAGUUCACAAAGUCAAUUGCAAAGCAAAUGAAAUCUCAGCCUCCGUUCACCAUGUGUCUGAGAGUUAAGUUCUACCCUCCUGAUCCUGCUUCUCUCAAGGAGGAAAUCACUAGAUAUCUUGUCUUCCUGCAACUCAAGAGAGACCUCUAUCACGGUCGGCUCCUGUGCAAAACCUCGGAUGCGGCUAUGCUGGCUGCCUACAUCCUUCAAGCUGAGAUCGGUGAUUACGACCCUGGGAAGCAUCCUGAAGGUUAUAGCUCCAAGUUCCAGUUCUUUCCUAAACAUUCUGAGAAGUUGGAGCGAAGGAUUGCGGACAUACACAAGACGGAGCUGAUUGGACAGAAACCUGAAACAUCAGAGCGAAAUUUCCUACAGAAAGCUCAGAUGCUGGAGACGUAUGGUGUUGAUCCACAUCCAUGCAAGGAUGUAUCUGGGAACCCUGCUUUUCUCGCCUUCACGCCGUUCGGUUUUGUGGUGCUUCAGGGAAACAAGAGAGUUCAUUUUCUCAAAUGGAACGAGGUGACCAAACUCAAGUUUGAAGGCAAGACUUUUCACAUAUAUGCAAAUCAGAAGGAGGACAAAAAGAUCAUCUUGACAUACUUUGCACCCACACCGGAGGCAUGCAAGCACCUUUGGAAGUGUGGAGUGGAGAAUCAAGCUUUCUAUAAGCUUGAGAAGUCAAGUCAGGUUCGCACUGUGUCCAGCAGCAACCUAUUCUUCAAGGGCAGCCGUUUCCGCUACAGUGGGCGAGUGGCAAAAGAGGUGAUGGAGCAGAGUGCCAAAAUCAAACGCGAACCUCCAGAAAUACACAGGGCUGGCCUCGUGCCUAGCAGAAGUUGUCCAUCCAUCACCCACGGGCCGCGGCUCAGCAGCGUACCGCGCACGCGUCGGAGGGCUGUGCACAUAUCUAUCAUGGAGGGUCUGGAGUCCUUGCGUGACAGUGCCCACUCUACACCGGUGCGUUCAGUGUCCCACGGGGAAUCCUUUAUACCACGCUCCCGGAGCCAGGUCGCAGAUACCAGCGAGGGGAUGGCAGUCAUCUCUGACGAGGCCUACAGCCCCUCUGACAGCGUCCUGCCCACGCCGGUGGCUGAGCACAGCAUGGAACUAGCCGUAUCACGCCAAAUCAAUGGAGCGCCCUGCAGCAUUGAGGAGGAAAAGGAGUCGGAAGCGAGCACCCCUAUGCAUGGGGAACGGGGUGAUUUUGGUGCGGACAGUAGAUCUGCACAGGAGGGCGCAGGGGGGGACUCAGCCCUCAGCGAGGUGGAACAGGUGAAUAAGUUUGUCUUAAGUGUCCUCCGUUUGCUCCUUGUGACCAUUGGACUCCUCUUUGUGUUGCUCCUCCUCCUCAUCAUCCUCACCGAGUCAGACCUUGACAUUGCAUUUUUAACUGAUAUCCGCCAGACCCCCGAAUUUGAGCAGUUCCAUUACGAAUACUUUUGUCCCCUCAGGCGGUGGUUUGCCUGCAAGCUCCGCUGGGUGGGCGGGUUGCUCAUUAACAAGUGAGAGUGAGGUCGUAGAGUCCAUAAACCUGUUCGGGGGUCUGACAAGACGGUUAGGACUCCGGAGUGAUGGAGGGCAGCCUCGUCCCAACCAUGAACCCUGCUUCUCUCAUCCUCCUCCUGCAGACAGACAUACAGCUUGGACCACUCCUGGUAACACCGGGCCAGGAUCUCUCUCCCCCUCCUCCACUUUAAGUUGCCCUCACCCACUCAACCCCCUCCUCGUUUCGCUUACGUUGUUCUUUUUUUCCUUUUUUUUUUUUCUACAAAAGCCAGGACACCUUUUUUCUGCAAUUUUUUUUUUAAAUUUUAAGCCAUUUCAGGUAUUUUAUUUUUUCAAAUAAAACAAAGGAAAAAAAAUUAAAGAGAAAAGCAAAGAACUAAAGGAUUUUAAACAGUUCCUUUUACCGGAACAGAAGAUGUUUUUUUUGUCGCAACAGAUGAACGUUGCCUUCGUUUCUUAUUUAUUGCUUUUAAACACGAUUAGCAGAAGGAGAAGGGGUCGUGAAUGGUGAUCAAGGAAGUUGAUUUUGUCAGUAAAAGAUGAAAGUGAGUCACGUCAGAGUCAAAGGGCCUUCUGCUGUGAACCAUACAUGAGUCAAAGUGGUGUAAUAGCGCUUGAUAUCGAUUCAUCCCCAUCAGAAGUUGGCAGCAGAUUAACCUCAUUAGAAAAACAAAGCAGUUUGACGGGAAUAAUAGUGAAGGCGUGUGGAAUGGAAAACGGGAAGUGUGGUUAAUGAGUUUUUUUUGGGAAUAUAGAAAUUAUCGAUAGCUUAAGACACAGUUAGACUUCAGUAUACAUUUGUAUACAAGGUUCGCAAGGUUAUUUUCUAACACUUUAUAAAGAUACGGUGAAAUAAGUACCAAUACCUGUAGUGUUAUUUUCCCAGUAGUGUCAGACGUGGUUAGAAAAACGCUCACAAUGAGCAAAGAUUCACUGGCACCAGUAGAUGAUAGUCUAGGUAGAUGUGCAAUGCUGACAUGGUUUUAAUAAUUAAGAACUUUGAAUGUGCUCGUUGGUUCAGUUCUUUUGUUAUUUCUUCAUUUUAAUUUGAUUUGCUUUUUUUUUUUUCAUCACGUUGAAAUUCGAUGAAUUUCAAUGAUUUCUUUGUAUGAAGAAUUCUUGAUUUAUUUUGGUUUCAUAUCAACCUUGCUCUGACUAUAUUAUUAUUAUUGUUAGAAUAAGAGUAAUACUGUACUUUUUGUACAAAUUAGUUUGUUUCCUAAUAUAUAUUGACACGUUUUCCAUGUAUAUUUUAACAGAACUGAAAUGUUAUUUUGUUAUUGAGAUUAAAUUAUACCUUUUUUAGCGCUGUAAGGUCAGAAGCAUUUAUGGAAAGAUGGAAGGAGGUCUGAAAAAGAAAAAAGAAAAAACAACAAAAACAACAACAAAAAAACAACAACAAAAAACAAACAAACAGGGCUUUUAUCCAGAUCCACUCAACACUAAUCAUGCCUCCCAUCACUCCACCAGCAGAGUGUGUGCAACUUUAAUGACCGUUUAGAUUGAAUUAAAUCUGGAAUGUCAUUGUACCACCAAUACUAAAUAAUUCAAAAACAUAUGUCCGACUUUCAUAACUUUAUCAUAUCUUAUUUUACUUGAAGAAUUUGGAGAAGUGACGGAGCCUGACUGACUGGAUCUACGUUAAAGGGGACCUGUUUUUUGAUAUUUAAAUAUGCUGGAUUCUCAUGUUUAAGAUAGUUGAGUAUACAAAUGUGCAAAUAAUCCAUGUGAGACAGAAGCUCAGACUUCAGGCUGCUGACAGUUUGAUUUUUUUUGUUUUGUUUUGUUUUGUUUUUGGGGGUUUUUUGGACCCUUGGACCUGCAUGAUGUCAGUAAGAGCGGAUGUCCCUAAUAUGGUCAUGUUUAGGCACACAGUGCUGGUUGUGUGCGCACAUAACCACCACUCACCUGAUGGGGUGGGGGAGCUGAAAUAGCUCAUUUCAGACAGAAGAUAAGCUGAAGGGCUGCACUAAAGCACAGAAUGAGGUAAAUAAUAAUUAUUUUAAGCUGUUUUUCAUGCAAAGCUACUCUUAAGGAUAUAAAAGGUCCUCUUAAAAAAACAAAC